GCUCGCUAAGAGCUGGGGUCCUUCCAAAGCAGGAAGAGAUCUCACUGCGCAUGCUCCAUCCUUUCCAGCGUUCGAGCCCGCCGCUGCCGCCACGAUGUUGAUGCCUAAAAAAAAUCGCAUUGCCAUCUACGAACUCCUUUUUAAGGAGGGAGUGAUGGUAGCCAAAAAGGAUGUUCACAUGCCUAAGCACCCUGAACUGGCAGAUAAAAAUGUUCCCAACCUCCACGUCAUGAAAGCAAUGCAGUCACUGAAAUCCCGUGGCUAUGUGAAGGAGCAGUUUGCUUGGAGGCAUUUCUACUGGUAUUUGACCAACGAGGGCAUCCAAUACCUGCGGGAUUAUCUCCAUUUGCCACCAGAAAUUGUACCUGCCACCUUGCGCCGCAGCCGUCCUGAGACUGGCAGACCUCGACCUAAAGGCUUGGAGGGUGAGCGUCCUGCCCGUCUCACACGGGGAGAAGCUGACAGGGACACCUACAGACGCAGUGCUGCUCCAUCUGGUGCUGACAAGAAGGCAGAAGCUGGUGCUGGGUCAGCUACUGAAUUCCAGUUUAGAGGUGGAUUUGGGCGUGGACGUGGACAGCCACCUCAGUAGAACCCUGUUGCGGUUUGGUUGCAUCUUGUGUAUAAUAAAUAGGUGAAAAAAAUCACUGUUUGUAUCUUUGAAU
Molecule: messenger RNA, 665 nt
Organism: Anolis sagrei ordinatus
Lineage: Eukaryota; Metazoa; Chordata; Lepidosauria; Squamata; Anolidae
Gene: RPS10
Product: ribosomal protein S10
Cellular component (GO): cytosolic small ribosomal subunit
Molecular function (GO): structural constituent of ribosome; RNA binding
Source: RefSeq, a predicted model, not a curated record